This is a messenger RNA of Cyclocybe aegerita, 864 nucleotides long. The record is from the annotation of a GenBank genome assembly. Lineage: Eukaryota; Fungi; Basidiomycota; Agaricomycetes; Agaricales; Hemipholiotaceae.
AUGAGCAACGAGCAGCCCAACGUUGAGCAGGGCAUUGAUUACUGGAACACACAGCCUGCGACCUACGACGGUGUUCUCGGCGGGUUCGGCACAGGGUCCCUCCCCCGCGUCGAUGCCCUCGGCUCACGCCUCUUCCUCCUCAACCUCUUCCCCGAGCUCUGUAUUGUCCCCUCGGCUUUCCGUCGCCUCAAUGCACCAGCAGACCAGCCCAGAGCCCGUGCUCUCGAUGUGGGGGCAGGGAUCGGGCGCGUAACGAGCGAUGUGCUCCUUCCUCUCGUCUCAGAUGUCGUCAUCCUCGAGCCAGUCGAUGCCUUCGUCCAGGAAGCACUGCUGCGCGCGCGGAAUAGCGCCUCGAACCCAUCCAAGGGCGCCUGGCCAGGCCUCGCAGAUCAGUCGAAGAGCGUCACCAUCUUGCAAGGCACCCUGCAAGAUUUUCAUCCUUUGAGGCCACAUCAUGCCCGCUUUCUAGAUCGCGUCGGAUAUCAAUCACCAAACCCUGUAAAGGAGAUUGGGCUCGGAUUCGACGUCAUAUGGUGCCAAUGGUGUUUAGGCCAUCUCACCAACGUUGACCUCAUCGCGUUUCUACGACGCUGUUGCAAGUCCCUCAGCAGGAACCCAAGAAGCCUGAUCGUGGUCAAAGAAAACCUCUGCCCCAACGGUCCAGGGAAUACUCCAACCGAGAUAUUUGAUGAGCAGGAUUCUAGCCUCACUAGAUCGGACCUCGCGUGGAAAGCGUUCUUCGAGCAAGCAGAGUUACGGCUGAAUAUUGAAGGGGCACGCGGUCUCAGCUGCGUAAUGUUGAACGUCAAGGUCGUCUACUCUACACAACAGCCUCGACGAGCGCAUGCUGGGUUGUACAGCUAG